Messenger RNA from Abrus precatorius (Indian licorice), 1527 nucleotides. Its product is annotated as 3-ketoacyl-CoA synthase 15. The record is from RefSeq and is a predicted model, not a curated record. Gene Ontology annotation, cellular component: membrane. Bases 1 to 1527 code for a protein of 508 amino acids. The transcript is spliced from 3 exons. Gene Ontology annotation, biological process: fatty acid biosynthetic process. Gene Ontology annotation, molecular function: acyltransferase activity, transferring groups other than amino-acyl groups. Lineage: Eukaryota; Viridiplantae; Streptophyta; Magnoliopsida; Fabales; Fabaceae.
AUGUCAAAAGAAAGUGAGGAAUUUUCUACAGAGAUUGUUCAAAGGGGUGUUGAAAACUCUGGCCCAAAUGCUGGUUCUCUUUCUUUCUCUGUGAGAGUAAGGCCUAGACUGCCAGAUUUCCUUAGUUCAGUUAAUCUAAAAUAUGUGAAAUUGGGUUAUGGUUACCUCAUCAGCCAUCGGUUGUACUUGUUGCUGGCCCCACCUCUACUUGCAGCCUUGAUUACUCAUAUUGGAAAGUUCACUUGGGAAGACCUUUGUGAGAAAUAUAACCUCAUUGAGGCUCUAUUUAUAACAGCACUUUUGAGUUUAAUGUUAUAUCUUUAUAUUGAUUUGACACCACGGUCCAUUUAUUUGCUUGAUUUUUCAUGUUUUCGCCCUCCAAAUGAAUAUAAGAUCUCUAAGGCAGAGUUCGUUGAAUUAGCAAAAAAGUCUGGGAAUUUCAAUGAUGCUGCCAUUGAGUUUCAAGCACGAGUUCUCAAGAAAUCUGGCAUAGGCGAUGAGACUUACAUGCCAAAAGGAGUUUUUCGCCCUGGUCAAAGAACCUCACUGAAUGACGGAAGAGAAGAGGUGUCAAUGGUGAUGUUUGGUGCAGUUAAGGACCUUCUUGCUGCCACAAAAGUAAAACCAAAGGAUAUCAAAAUCCUCAUAGUAAACUGUGGAAUACUAAACACCACCCCAUCACUCUCAUCAAUGAUAAUCAACCAUUUCAAGCUUAGGCAUGACAUUCACAGCUUUAACCUUGGUGGGAUGGGUUGUGCUGCUGGAAUCACAGCCAUUGAUCUUGCCAAAGACCUUCUUGAUGCCUAUCCAAGAACUUAUGCACUUGUAGUUAACACAGAAGCUGUGAGCCACACAUGGUAUGGUGGCAAUGACAUUGACUUGCUACUUCCCAAUUGCUUCUUCAGAAUGGGUGCUGCAGCCAUCAUGCUGUCAAAUUUCCACCUAGAUAGGUGGCGCGCCAAGUAUGAAAUCAAACAGCUGGUCCGAACUCACAUAGGAAUGGACAAUAGAAGCUACAAAAGCAUACAUCAAAAGGAAGAUAGUGAAGGGAGAAAAGGACUUGCAGUGAGCAAAGAUGUGAUUGAGGUUGGAGGCCAUGCGCUAAAGGCCAAUAUUACCACACUAGGCCCACUAGUGCUACCAGUUUCAGAACAACUUCACUUCUUCACCAAUUUGAUCUUCAAGAAAAGGAAAACAAAGCCAUACAUUCCUGAUUACAAGCUGGCAUUUGAGCACAUGUGUUUCCUGGCAACAAGCAAGAAAGUGCUGGAUGAGAUUCAGAAGAAUUUGGAGCUCACAGAGGAGUACAUGGAAGCAUCAAGGAAGACAUUGAAAAGAUUUGGUAACACAUCUAGCAGCAGCAUAUGGUAUGAACUGGCAUACCUUGAGUUGAACUCAAGGAUUAAAAGGGGUGAUCGAAUAUGCCAAAUAGCUUUUGGAUCUGGAUUCAUGUGCAACAGUGUUGUUUGGAAGGCCCUCAGGAAUAAUGGGAGUCCCAAGCAAAGUCCUUGGAUUGAGGAUGAGUGA